Messenger RNA from Carassius auratus (goldfish), 1673 nucleotides. RefSeq names its product zinc finger protein 239-like. Gene Ontology annotation, biological process: regulation of transcription by RNA polymerase II. The record is from RefSeq and is a predicted model, not a curated record. NCBI's taxonomy places the organism in Eukaryota, Metazoa, Chordata, Actinopteri, Cypriniformes, Cyprinidae. Gene Ontology annotation, molecular function: RNA polymerase II cis-regulatory region sequence-specific DNA binding; DNA-binding transcription factor activity, RNA polymerase II-specific. The coding region runs from base 81 to 1154 and encodes 357 amino acids. The transcript is spliced from 2 exons. Gene Ontology annotation, cellular component: nucleus.
UGCAAUUACAUCAUCAGUGAAGCUCCUCCCACACCGUUCACAUCCUCAGGGAAGCUCCGCCCCCAGCAGUUCCCCAAUAAAUGCUGGAAUAUUCCCAUCAGUUUCCAACAGCAUCAGAUCAUCAGGAAGAGCUGAAAUCUGCAAGGACUGAGUUUCUUAAAGAGGACAGAGAGAAGAUGAGAGAUCCAGAACCCUGCAGAACCAAACUCACUGAAGACACUGAAGAACUAACAGAUCUGAUGGAAGAAAGCGAGGAGAGUGAAGAACUGAGUGAAGCAGAGGAGAAACAUCACGAGAACCCUGGAGAAAAACCCUUGAGUCGCUCAAGGACUAAAAAGACAUUUUUAAAGAAAAGAAGAGUCAAGAAAUCUUUGACCUGCUCUCAGUGUGGAAAGAGUUUCACAACCAAACAACAUCUUGAUGUUCACAUGAGGAUCCACACCGGAGAGAAACCGUUCACAUGUGAUCUGUGCGGGAAGAGCUUCACAGAUACAGGGAGACUCAAGAGACACAUGAGGAUUCACACCGGAGAGAAGCCGUUCACGUGUGAUCUGUGCGGGAAGAGCUUCACACAGAGAGCACAUCUUAAGGGACACAUGAAAAUCCACACCGGAGAGAAACCAUACAUGUGUGAUCAGUGUGAAAAGAGAUUUACAUACAAACAUGAACUUACUGUUCACACGAGGAUCCACACCGGAGAGAAGCCGUAUGCUUGUGAUGAGUGCGGCAAAAGAUUUGUUUCUGGAUCACACCUGAAGAAUCACCUGACAGUUCAUACGAAGGAGAAGCCACAUUCAUGUUCUGAUUGUGGAAAGAGUUUUUCACUUCUGCAAAGUUUAAAAGGACAUCAGAAAAUACAUACCGGUGAAAAAUCUUACAUGUGCUUUGAGUGUAAGAAGACUUUUAUUUCAGCAAACUGUUUAAAACUGCACCAGAGGAUUCACACUGGAGAGAAACCUUACAAGUGUUCACACUGUGACAAGAGAUUCAGUCAGUCAGCAAGUCUGAGAAAACACGAGACGAUCCACAGCAGAGAGAAACCACACACAUGUGAUCAGUGCGGGAAGAGUUUUGCUUUUAAAAAUCACCUGAAGAUACACAAGAAGAUCCAUGCAGCGGAGAAACCAGAUCAGCGCAGUCUGAGAUCACUGUAACUGAAAUGAGUCGAACCAGACAAAUGAAAGAGUCUAUCAAAGCGGUGUUUGGAACACGAGCCGAAUUCCUCAGGAAGUCAUAAAACAUUCUGUGCCACAAGUCCCAAGGAAGAUAACCAACCAACCAACUUGUUCACACAACAGCUUUCAAAAUUGUUGUUCGUAAUAGACCCUUCUACAGUUGGUAAACGAUGUGACGUAUUUGUGUGGGCGGGGCUUAGCUGGAGGCAGAAAUAUUCCCCUCAACACUUGAACAAACGGUAGCUAGCGAGUUUUCUUAGCUUGUUUUUUUAACAAUGGCUGGAGAAAAUCUGAAUAUAUCUGCUUUAUCUGAAUAUUUAAGGUCACUCACUGUCCGGGACCGCGAUAAUUAUUUGAAAAAGUUAACUUUAACGGACGGAAUCCUUAGAUUCCCUUUCAACGGGGCUCCCCUUCACAGGAAACCAAGGCAGUGUAUCCUCAGACAUUUGUGCUGGUGUAUCUAAUAUAAUUUUAACCCCAUUGAGGAACUCAAUGCGA